CCUCCCACCGGUAGCAGCCAGACGUGCCUGGAGUCACAGGGUAGAACACGUAGCUCCAGUCCACCCACUCGCUCACAUUUAACCCAGCCUGCAGCCUUCCAAUUACUUUUCAACUCGCCAGCUCCGGCUCGCCCCAUUACAGCCGCCGAGUGCUGCAAAGUGGAAGGACAUGAGCCGUAGCAGCAGCAGGACAAGCGGUAGCCGCUAACUCUCUCUUGUCUGCUCCAGCAGUCGGGAGACAGUCACGCUGCCCUGUGACUUUUGCUUGACCAGCGACGUGUUUGGUGCCCACCGGCUGGCAGUGCUUCUCGCUGGAUUCGUCGCUGUCAGCGCUGUGAGCAGCCAUCCCGCCUUAACCCCAGGAGAGAUCUUGGGUUAAAAAAAGGAAACCAGGAAAAGUGCAGAUUAAAUGGAAAGGAUCACCAGCGCCCAGCCUCCUCCACCUUGCCUGGGCAAGCUGCCUACCUUAGAGAGCAACGAAAUGCCGGGGUUGGAUUUUACUCACAUGUAUCAAGUUUAUAAGCCUAGAAGAGGGUUAAAAAGAGGUGACGACAGCAAGGAGACUUACAAGUUGCCCCACAGACUGAUAGAAAAGAAAAGACGCGAUAGGAUUAAUGAGUGCAUUGCCCAGCUGAAAGAUCUUUUACCAGAACAUCUCAAACUUACAACUUUAGGUCACUUGGAAAAGGCUGUUGUUCUUGAACUUACCUUGAAGCAUGUGAAAGCACUCACCAGCCUCAUUGAACAGCAACAGCAGCAAAUCAUUGCUCUGCAGAAAGGUUUACAUGCUGAUGAGCUGCCACCAAGGAGCCUUGAGUCUAGCCAGGAGAUGUUUCGAUCUGGUUUCCAGAUGUGUGCCAAAGAAGUGUUGCAAUACGUGGCAAAACAUGAGACUAGCAAGGAUCUGAAAUCUUCCCAGCUCAUUAGCCACCUACAAAGAGUGGCCUCUGAAGUUCUUCAGAGUGGAGCCAGCAGAAAAUCUGGAGAGGCUGUGCCUAAACUGAUGGACUUGAAGGAGAAUUCUGGCACUUUGACCAAAGUGGCUGAGGCACAUGGGAGAAACUGUGUGCCAGUGAUUCAGAGGACUUUUGCUCAUUCCAGUGGGGAACAGAGUGGCAGUGACACAGAUACGGACAGUGGAUAUGGGGGAGAGCUGGAAAAAAGUGACUCCAAAUCUGACCCGCAGUAUUUCAAGAAGGACACUGAGCUCAAAUACUCUGUCCAAGAAAGACUCAGUUCUAUCAAACAAGAAAAUGAGGACCCCCCUGCCAAAAGAACCAGGAUGGAAACAUCAGAGGAUGAUGGCCACUUUAGUAGUGACGUCCUGGGAUCCCCAAGCAGUUUCUUGGGCCCUCACCCUCAUCAGCCUCCUCUGUGCCUGCCUUUCUAUUUGAUCCCACCCUCUGCAACAGCCUACCUGCCUAUGUUGGAGAAGUGUUGGUAUCCAGCCUCCGUGCCCGUCUUGUAUCCAAGCCUCCCAGCAUCCACUGCAGCUCUUUCGGGGCUAAUAAACCCUGAUAAAAUUUCUUCUCCUUUACUGAUGUCUCAACGGCUCCCUUCUCCAGUCCCAUCUCAUUCCCCCAUGGACUCUACUGCUCUGCUUCAUGCCUUGAGGCAGAUGUCUCCUUUGAAUUUGGAAACCAAAGAGUAGAUAUGGGGAGGGUGCAGAUUCCUGUUGGGAUUUUUUGAGAGGGGGCAGAGUUGAGUUUGAGAUUAUUUCAGGGUCCCCCCCCCCCCCGUGGGCUGAAUUGUGACAGAGGGGUGCAGAGGUCACUUUUAGUGUCUAUGUACGGAAAUAAAAUCCUCCCUUGUUUUGACUGCCCAGGAAGUUUAGGAAAGACCUCAGAGGUAUUAUCAAAUUAAUACACAGAAGAGCAGGGGUGGGGGGCUGCAAUUAAAUAUUUUGAAAUGCUUUUUAACUUUUUUUUGCCAUCUUCAGGUCAACACAUGACUUUAGCUAGCUGAGAUAACAUUUUGAAGCUGUGAAGGAGAAGGACAACAGUAGUCAGAUGUGGUGGUGGAAAGUGUUGUCAAGUCCCAGC
Messenger RNA from Heteronotia binoei (common prickly gecko), 2042 nucleotides. RefSeq names its product basic helix-loop-helix family member e40 (gene BHLHE40). Gene Ontology annotation, cellular component: nucleus. Bases 410 to 1651 code for a protein of 413 amino acids. The transcript is spliced from 5 exons. The record is from RefSeq and is a predicted model, not a curated record. NCBI's taxonomy places the organism in Eukaryota, Metazoa, Chordata, Lepidosauria, Squamata, Gekkonidae. Gene Ontology annotation, biological process: anterior/posterior pattern specification; regulation of neurogenesis; circadian regulation of gene expression. Gene Ontology annotation, molecular function: RNA polymerase II cis-regulatory region sequence-specific DNA binding; protein dimerization activity; DNA-binding transcription factor activity, RNA polymerase II-specific.